Messenger RNA from Antechinus flavipes (yellow-footed antechinus), 2998 nucleotides. RefSeq names its product inactive serine/threonine-protein kinase TEX14-like. Lineage: Eukaryota; Metazoa; Chordata; Mammalia; Dasyuromorphia; Dasyuridae. Gene Ontology annotation, cellular component: kinetochore; intercellular bridge; midbody. The coding region runs from base 665 to 2914 and encodes 749 amino acids. Gene Ontology annotation, biological process: mitotic spindle assembly checkpoint signaling; attachment of spindle microtubules to kinetochore; mitotic sister chromatid separation. Gene Ontology annotation, molecular function: protein binding; protein kinase activity; ATP binding. The transcript has 18 exons. The record is from RefSeq and is a predicted model, not a curated record.
AGUGCGCGUGUGGGGGAGGGGAGGGCGAGGCGAGCCACGGCGACAUCGUGCGCAUGCGCCCCCUCUUCUCCCGCCCGCCGCCCUUGACAACGAGCCCAGUCCCCAAACCCAGGUCGGGGCGGUGCCCAAACGGCCGCCCUUCGAGGCUGCUUCCCCCCACAUCUCCCCCUACGUCUGUCCCUCUUCCUCGAUCCUCCCCCCACUGCCCUCCCCCCAGUUUUUGUGAUCCCUCUACUUGAGUGUCCCUCCCCACACCCCGUCCCCUCCUCUCCUUCCCAGAGCCCCUCUUGGGAAACCCCCAGACCCCUCCCCUCUGACCCGCCGCUCCCGGAUCCCCUCAGACCCCUCCCCCUUCCAAAUCUCCCCUAGGACCUCCACCCUGUCCCUGCUCCUCCUCCGUCCCGCCCGCCCGAAUCCCUCUAAGCUCUUUCCUUAAUUUCUCCGUGCCCCUCCCACCCCCUGCAGACCCCUCCCUCCAUCCCGAGAUCCCUCCCCUUACCUCUUUACCUGCCCCAUCGACUCUUCCUAGCUCCCCCCCUUUCCCUCCCAGUGACGCCCCGAGCCUCUGUGAACGCACGCUCCCCAUGGGCCUUCUGCCCUCCCCCUGUCAGGCUCUCCCGCGUGUCCCUGGCCCGGCCCUGGGCUGACCAGUGGGCAGCCCCUCAUGCCCACACUGCCCCCUCACUGCCCCGUGGAGCUGGGCUCCGUCAGUGAGCGGGACAGCCCCCUGGCCCAGCUGCACCAGCUGGCCAUCGUGGGCGGCCCCUGCUGGCGGCUGGCCAGGGUCCUGAAAAAAGGGGUCCAGGUGGAUGGGGAAAACUCCCUGGGUCAGACCGGCCUCUUCCUGUCGGCGCUGCUGGGCCGCGCGGGCGCCGUCCGGCUUCUCCUCCGUUUUGGAGCCGACCCCAACCACCGCUGCUUGGAUGGAAGCACCCCGGUGCACGCGGGAGCUUUCUCCGGCCACUGCCAGGUCUUCCUCUGGCUGCUGGAGGCGGGGGGAGACCUGAGGCUGCACGACCAGCAGGGCUGGACCGCGGGGGACUGGGCGCAGCAGGCUGGGGCCGAGAGCUGGCAAGUCUUGGAGCUGCUUCGGGAAUGCCGAGCCCGAAUGUCCCUGCUGGCCCAGGGGGGCGAGACGGCGCUGGCUUCGUCCUUGGGGGAGCUGUGGGGGCUCCGGGCCGGCUCUCUGGGAAACCUGCACCUGGCCCUGUCCUCGCAGCUCCUGCCUCAGGCCGAAGGGUCACUGUGGCCCAACCGGAUCCAGCGGUCGCCCCAGGUGCCCGGGCUGGGAUUUGGCCAGCUGAGCAGCCUGAGACCUCUCGGCCUGACGUCGGGGGUUCCCCUGGUUGAUCCUGAGGAGCUGCUGCCAGCUCAGGGGGAGCCCGACCGGACCUACGAGUGCGGCGCCCACACCAUUAUGGUCAAUCUCUUGUGGAGGGGACACCCGGUGACUGUUCGGAAAUUGAAGCCGGCCCCCGCCCGGGCCCUCCCGGACCUGCUGCUGUCUGACCUGAAGCACUGCAGCCUCCUCCAUCACCCCAACUUGCUGCUGCUCAUGGCCCUGAGCCCCUCCCCCGACCUGGCCGGCCUGUGCCUCCUGUUUGAGCCCAUCCAGGAGGGCUCCCUGCACCGGGUGCUGCACUCCCCCGGGGAUGCGGCGGGCCCCAGAUUGCCCCCUGGAUUCCCCCCGGGACAGCUGCUGUUACAGGUGCUGGAGGCCCUGCUCUUCCUCCAAGGCCAGGCCCGGGCCCACGGGGGCCUCAGCUCCCACGCCGUCCAGCUGGUCCGACCAGGGCUGGCCAAAGUCAGCAACCUGGAGCACGGACGGUCCCUGCCCCGGCCCCAGCCAGAGCGAGCAGUUCCGUGGGGGGGCCCAAGGCCAGGGCCGCCUCCCCCCCCUGAGCUGUACCCCUGGCUGCCGCUGGAGCUGAUUCGGGGGGACUCGCCCACCCCGACGUCGGACUUGUACAGCUUCUGCAUCUUGACCCAAGAGGUCUUUACCGGGAGCCUUCCCUGGGCUGGGCAAGAAGGCCUGCAGGUCAAGGCGAAGCUGGAGUCCGGGGAGGGCCCGGCCCUCGCUCCCCAGGUUCCCCCGACCUACCAAGCCCUGGUCAAGGCGGGCCUGAGGGUGCGGCCCCGAGACCGGAAGGGCAGCCUGCAGGACGCCCGCUACAAGCUCAGGGUGGCCUUGGCUCAGGAGUCCACGCUCAGAGAAGCCUCCAUGGGCACUGUGGGCAGCCCCUCCUCCGAGCUAAAGACCCCACCGCCGCCUCCCGGGAAGGAAGGCGACCACUCUCCUUGCCCUCCCCACGCGGAGCAGCUGCCGGAGCUGGAUCCCAAGGUCACCAGCACACCCAGGCCUCCGUCCCCCAAGAUGGCCCCCAACCCCAACCCGUCGGAGACCUUGAAGUCCCCCGAGAGCGGCGGGGCCUGGGGGAACGCCUGGAGCCCCCCGGCCUUGGACUCGGGAAGCAGCCUGACCCUGGGCAGCAGCCUCAGCCUGAGCUCCCAGCCUGAAACGGCCUCGGCGGAGAAGAGGAAGCCGGCCAGUCCGGAGCAGAGGCCGGCCCUGCUGACCAGCCUGAGGGAGUCGGCCUCCCUGCUGGGCCAGGCCCAGGGCUCCCUGGAGAGACUGGAGAGGAGGUUCUCGGCCCGGAUCCGGGCCCUGCAGGAUCUGCUGGGAGAUGGCCCCGAGGCCUCGGCGGCCCCCUCCACCUGCCCCCAGAGUGCCCGAAGUUUUCAGGAGUGCAUUGACCUGGCGGCCCAGGCCCGGCGACUGGACAGACAGGAAGGGAGGACGCAGGUCCUGGUCCCUGAGCUAUCCAAAGAGAGCCCCUUCACCAGCCUGCAAAAGCUAGACCUGCUAGAGGAGAUCAUCACAGAGCUACAAGGAACCCCCAAACCAAGGAGCUGAGUGUGGAUCGCCCGGCCAAGUCGAGCUGGUGUCUGUCGGCCACCUGACCCCAACCCAAUAAAGCUUCCCCCGCCCGCCACCUUC